Messenger RNA from Salvia splendens (bonfire salvia), 2570 nucleotides. Its product is annotated as natterin-1. The transcript has 2 exons. NCBI's taxonomy places the organism in Eukaryota, Viridiplantae, Streptophyta, Magnoliopsida, Lamiales, Lamiaceae. The record is from RefSeq and is a predicted model, not a curated record. Bases 1786 to 2373 code for a protein of 195 amino acids.
UGAAACGAACGAUACUAGUGAACACAAUGCCCCCGCGAUAUGUAUUCAGCACAGGAUAACCGACAUCGGUCAAGCUCAUGCUUGUGCCAAUAAUUGAAGAGGCAUGGCCAACACAAUUGGGCAGGGAUCCGACAUGCCCAAACACCACUCACGCAUCAUCACGUACGCAAUAAGUGGACACAAUUAGUAAAGAACUUUGCAUUUAUCUUAUCUUUGGAUGCAACAUUCCAUCAAUCAAAUUUAUUCAAACCGACAUCUAUUUUUGCGUUUGCCAACGGUCAUCAAUAAAAGCAUACUACGAAUUACUUCAUCUAUAAAUAGCGUGGAUGCAUUUCCACAAAGAAUCACACAAACAAGAUUGGAGCCUUUUGCAUUUCCACAUUUCAAUUUUGGUAAUCUCCUCUCCUAAUCCUUCUUUUUCAAGUCUUAAAUCAUUGGAUACACAGUCUUUCUUAUUUCAUAAAACUUUGUUGGGUAUUUUUCUUCCUAAGUAACUGUAAUACUUAGCUAUCUUCUUAUUGUGUUCAACCAUUUCUUAUCUUUUCGAAGAAUUUAUGAUAGUACUGUAGCUGCACUGCAGAAAAUGGGCUUUAUUGAUAUUUUUUCUGUAAAUAAACUCCCAAAAUCGUUAUGGAAUGAAAGCCCGUGUCGACGAAGACAAAAUAUGUAUGAGUGAAUUUAAGAUUGUCUAUUAAUAUUAUACACCGACUCUCUUUACACUGACGUAAGAUAUUAUUUGUUUAUCAUUGGGCUAGUUAAAGUUUCAAUCCAUAGUCCGUGUCUCACUCUAAUAAUAUAUCAUGAUAUAUAUCGUCCUAAUUAAAAUUAGUUGUUAUAGAAGGUGUUGCUACUAGACUUAUUUGAGGUUAAUUUGCUAAAAGUUAAGACGGAAUUUUUCUUUAGAAUUGACAAGAAAUAGCCGUCGAUAAUCCGUCAAGAAAUAUUAAUUCAAGUUAUUUUGAUUGUAUGUACAAGAGGGUGAUCAUCAUGACCUUCAUGCUUCCAAAAUUCAUCGCCAUUAGAACAACUAGUUAUCCUGAUAGAGGGCAUUUAUACUACAACGAAAAUGGAAGUUCAGUAAAUCUUGGGGAACAGAGCGUGUUUAGCACGCUCGUGACGACUGAAGUAGAACGAGCAACCCCAACUACGUUCACCUCCGAUUCAGUAAUUCCAACAGGUAUUGGUCAAAGAGGGCGAACAGCAUCGUCAUCGUUGCUGAAUCAAAGCAGCCCGUGGAAGACACGAUGGAUCCUUCAUGCACGUUGUUCCAGACAUUUCAGGCGGAUGAUGAGCCGGCAGGUGUGUUUUACUUGAAUCACGUUCCGACCGUCUGUUGGUAGAUAACAUUGAAACCUGGGGCCUUUAUGUGGAGGUAAACCCCCCCGAUACGUACGGUCAUCUAACUUAUGUGGAUUGGAGUACAUUGGUGAAACUGCCUGCCCACGUGGCUUUCAAAGGCGAUAACGGCAGCUACCUUAGAGGAGUGUACCAGGAUGGGCUCAAGUACCUGCAGUUCUCAUCCGGUGAACCUAAUGCGUCGACCGGUCAUCGCGUGUGGUUCAUGCCCGACGGACAUGUCCGGAUAACAUCGGAUGACUGGGGGGGGGGGGGCGAUUCUGGAGGCGUAGUCCAAACUGGAUAUGGGCCGAUUCCGAUCAGUCUUCCAUCGACAACCGCGACACUCACUUCUGGCCGGUCAAAUUAGACGACAACAACACCAUUGCACUCUGCAACGCGGGCAACAACUGUUACUGCUCACGUCUCUCCGAAGACGGGAAGACCGACAUGUUAAAUGCGGCCUGGCAAAACAUCUACGAUUCUGGAAAACUGGUGGUGCGAGAGCUUGUGUCCCAAAGAAACAUCUACAACGUCAGAUAUCGGAUGCAGGACGCCAGGAUAUACGACGAGCUGCCUUUCAUUGCAGGCUCAUCCCUGCUUGAUAAUACCAGCAGCCAGGAGGCUUCUAUGUCUGUCCAGAUUGUGUUUCAAGAUGAGAAAUCUUAUACUUUUAGUCAUAGCUUGUCUUUAACUGCUGGGGUGGAAACCAAGUUCCAGGCUGGUGUGCCCUUCAUCGUGGACGGAGAGAUCAAGGUCUCUUUUGAGAUAGACAACACUCUCCAGUGGGACACCACCACAACUACUACGGCAUCAGUUACGGCUUCGGCUUCGGUUCCUGUUCCUGCGAGGAGUAGUGCUCUGAUUGAGUAUGUCGGGACUAGGGGCACUUGCGAUAUUCCUUAUUCUUACACGCAGCAAGACAAGAGCUCCAUUGAUGGCAAGAUUUCUUACACUGAGCAAGUUGAUGGUAUUUACAAAGGCAACAGUUCUUACAACUUCCACUUUGUUGUCAAAGCCAUUCAAGCCCUCGGCUGAACAUCCCAUGCCGUUUUUCCCAAUCAUCAAUAACUGUCAUGAAGUUGAGUGCUGAUAUGUAAGCUAGCUUCGUAGCUAAACUUGUGGCAAGUAACCAAAACUACGAAUAUCAACAGUAGUUCAUCAAUAAGAUUGGGUCAUAAAUUGUUGUUUGAUUAUCAAUUUGAUUCCUCCAAGUUGUUGAGUGUUUUGGUUAA